CAAUGCUUGUUGUUGAGUUGUCCUUCAAGAGAACAAUUGUUUUCAUUAGGGUAAUAAAAUUCUGGUGUAUUUUAUUUUCUGAUUUAACCUGGUUAUGGUUCUUGGCACUCUGACCUUGCCUUUCCUUUCUCCAAAGUCAGAAGCAGUUACUGCAGCUCCCUAUAAGCAUCAAAAUUCCUCAAAAGAUGAUGACUAUAAUUUUCUGAAAGAAGGCAGGAAACAAGCAGAAAACAGGAUAAAAAAGGAGCUCGCUAAGGUUAAGUCUAUGGUUCAGUAUCCAGAAGGCAGAGAGCAAUAUCGCAGACUGCUGAAUGUUGUCACUGAGAUCCAAGAGAAAAAGGUCAGUACGCCGGGUCCAAUUGAUUUUGAUGAAGAUCUGAUAGAUGUUGAAGCAUUAAUAGAGUAUGACACUUUCAUGGCUAUUGCAACUUGAGACAUCUUUAAAACCUCAGAUAAUAAAAUAAACUUACCAGA
Molecule: messenger RNA, 474 nt
Organism: Rubroshorea leprosula
Lineage: Eukaryota; Viridiplantae; Streptophyta; Magnoliopsida; Malvales; Dipterocarpaceae
Source: the annotation of a GenBank genome assembly